Messenger RNA from Microthlaspi erraticum, 1191 nucleotides. The record is from the annotation of a GenBank genome assembly. Lineage: Eukaryota; Viridiplantae; Streptophyta; Magnoliopsida; Brassicales; Brassicaceae.
AUGGCGAACUUGACAACUCUUCCCAAAGAUCUGUUGGUGGAGAUUCUCACCAGAAUCCCGACGACAUCUAUGAGAGCGAUGCGUUGUACUUGCAAAAAGUGGAACACUUUAUCCAAAAAUGGAGACUUUACGAAGAAGCACAUGGCCGCAGAAGCAGCAGCAGCAGCAAAAGAAGGAGAGAUUCCGGCGGUCGUGUUGUUUAACCGCAGUCUUCAUUUGAUGAGCGUCAAUCUAAACGACUCAGAUCCAUCUGUCACUCGUAGAGGUAAUCUCACUAGCCUAAACGAAACGGAUAACCUCAACGUCUCUCAAGUUUACCACUGCGAGGGUUUAUUGCUAUGCGCCAUGGAAGACAACUCCAAGCUCGUCCUCUGGAACCCUUACUCGGGUCAAACCCGGUGGAUCCUCGUCAAACCCAGGAAGUAUUAUCACUCUCUCGGGUACGGAUACAGAUCCGGCAAACGCAGCUACAAAAUCUUGAGGUUUCUUGACGAAUCUGUGCACGAGAUCUACAACGUAAGCUCUAACACGUGGAGGGUGCUUGGUGUGAGUCCAGACUGGUACGUGGACGUGGAUGAGUACGAGAACAAUGGCGUGACUGUGAAGGGAAACACGUACUGGUACGCUAAGCCUCUCGAUAUCAUAUCAGCAGGAGGAGAAGAGCUCCCUGGGUUCUUACUCUGUUUCGAUUUCACGGCCGAGAGAUUCGCUCGGCGUCUUCCUCUUCCCGUGGAUGGGUUUUUCGAAGACGCGGUGGUUCUGUCCAGUUUCAGAGAGGAGCAGCAGCUUGCUGUCUUGUUCCAGAGCAUAAACACAUUGGAGAUGGAGGUUUGGGUGACGAGCAAGGUUGGGCCCAGUGCUGUGUCCUGGAGCAAGUUCUUGUCGGUGGAUAUGGCAGCGCCGUUCAUCAAGUUUAAUAUUGGUGCGAGUUUCAUGGUGGACGAGGAGAAGAGAGCCGUGGUUGUGUUUCAGCAUGGGAAAGCUAAAGCCGAGUCAGGUUAUCGUACCUGUCCCAACACUGCUUACUUCAUUGAUGGGGACAAAGGUUACUUGAGAGGAGUGGAUCUCGGAGAUAGAGAUAUGGAAGUAUACAGCAAGGUUUUAUCGCAGGGCUUCGCUUAUGUUCCAAGUUCACUGCAGAUCAACGAACCGGUUAUGACUGAGAUUAUAGCCGGAGUAAACCGACUUUGA